This is a messenger RNA of Apis laboriosa (Himalayan honeybee), 2045 nucleotides long. RefSeq lists its product as uncharacterized. Gene Ontology annotation, molecular function: nucleoside diphosphate kinase activity. Gene Ontology annotation, biological process: CTP biosynthetic process; GTP biosynthetic process; UTP biosynthetic process. The record is from RefSeq and is a predicted model, not a curated record. The transcript is spliced from 5 exons. Lineage: Eukaryota; Metazoa; Arthropoda; Insecta; Hymenoptera; Apidae.
UUCGUUUUCUCAUAAUAAUUGUCACAAUAACAAUUAACUAUUAAAUUUAUUUUAUCAAAGAAUUUCAAAUAAUGAUAUUCUUUCGCGAUGUUAGGAAUAUUAAUUUUCGAUUUGUGAUAAUUGAAUCGAAAUUUUAUAUUCGAUAUUGAUUAUAAACUACUAACAGGGCCAAAGUGGAUUAACAUUAAAUCCAAAGACAAACAUGAAAGAAUUAGUACAAUUAAUCGCUAUGAUCCGAUGAUUAAUUUAUGAUAAUAACAAGUACAAUUUAAUUCUCGAUACAAUUAACGAUUAAAUAAUUCGAUCCUUAAUCGUAUCGUUUAAUCUAAAUCGUUUAAUCCUCGAUCACAAUUGAUAAUCAAAUAUUUCCAAUAUCAUAAUCAAUUUAAUUGUAUCAAACAUUGCCAACACUGAAUCCAUCUCGUAUCUCGUCAUCGUUAUUUUGUUUUCGAUAUUUCGUUUCUCGAUCGACAUUUAACCUUUUCAAUUAAGUCCCUUAACCAACGCGAAUCGAUGUAUUGAUCGAACGAAAUUAACGGGGAAAAAGAGAAAAAAAAAGAAAGAGAGGAAAAGAAAAGAGAAGAAUCUUAAAUGCGCGAAAAAUGUGCGACUGUCCCGAGGACAAGGAGGAUGGCGAGAAAAAAGUGGAAACGGUGAUGCUUUUCAAAAAGUGUCAAAAACCUUACCGCACCACCAAAGACAUCGUCAAACCGUCCAGUUACGACACGGUCUCGGACAAAGAUCUCUGGACACCCGCCGAUUCCUCCCAAUCCACCUUCAGAUACACCUGCGAUUCGCCUAAAGGAUCCCAGUUCACCAGCUCCUUCACCAGCUCCUCCAAAAUAGUAAACUCUCUCUCUCUCUCUCUCUCUCUCUUCUCUCUCUCUCUCUCUCUAUUUCAUACAAUUUUUCUCACCGAUAUAUCAUACAUCAUAAUCCAUUUUACCCAACUCAUCCAACGACUUCUUUCUUUUCUUUUUUCUCCAUUUUUCCUUUUUUUUUUCCCUUUUUUUUCUUCUUUUCCCCCCUAAUCUAACAACAAUUAUAUCACGGAAACGCAGUACAAAUUCGUCACAUCUCGAGGCUACGAAUACUUGGGGGAGGGGGAGGAGGAAUGGCGUCCCCCGUUCGCCUACCAGCCCUGCAUCGAGGACGAGGAGUUGACGGAGGAGGAGAGGGUGGACAUCGAGUGCACGUUGAUGAUCAUCAAGCCGGAAGCGUUGGUGUACAGGGAGGAGAUCGAGAGGCGGGUGCGCGACGAGGGUUUCCAAAUUUUUCAAACCCGUUGGCUCCAACUCACCCCGGAACAGGUGUCCGAAUUUUAUUCCGACAAAUACGGCCAGCUGAACUUCGCCUAUCUUGUCGCCUACAUGGCCUCGGGCCCCAUAGUUGUCCACGUUCUGGGAAAGAAGAACGCUAUCCACGAGUGGAAAUUGCUCAUGGGUCCGACCAAGGUGGGGGAGGCGCGUCUGUAUUAUCCCGAUAGUAUAAGGGCGAGGUACGGGAGGAGAGGCGAUGACUUUAAGAACGCCGUUCACGGAAGCGAUACUCGGGAAUGUGCCGAGAAAGAGAUACACUUUUUCUUCCCCGAUUUCAUAGUAGAGCCUCUGUUGAAGGACGAAAUGGCGGAGGAUUAUUUAUGGGAAGUGCUCAAUCCUAUACUCGUGGAAGCUCUAUCUAUGGUAAUAAAAAGAAACAAUCAAAGUUCGUCAAAUUUUAACCCUUUCGCUAUUUCUCCGCGAAAAUGUUCUGCCACGUUAGUAACGAAAGGGUUAAUAAUUGACCAAUUAAAAAUAAUGGUUCGAAAGUAUUUCGUUGUACAGUGUUGCAAAUUAAAACCCGCGGAUCCCGUUUUGUGGCUGGCCAAUUGGUUGAUCACGAACAAUCCUAAUAAACCAAAAUUGCCCCUCGAGCUCGCCAUGAUUCCAACGUAAAUAUUCGAAAUAUCAUCCGGAAUAUUUAGAUUUUCAUCUUUAUUUCUAUACGAUUUUGUAAAUUUUUUUAUUAUCAAUAAAUCAAAUUUUAUAUAACAUUAUCCAUCAUUA